Messenger RNA from Prunus armeniaca (apricot), 387 nucleotides. The record is from the annotation of a GenBank genome assembly. NCBI's taxonomy places the organism in Eukaryota, Viridiplantae, Streptophyta, Magnoliopsida, Rosales, Rosaceae.
AUGCAGGAGCUCGCUAAUUUCCAAGAGGAAGCUUGGUUUGACUCAGUGAGUAUUCUGGAGUCUGACUCGGAUGAUGACUUUAUCAGUAUACAUGGAGGUAUUGGCCAUCAGCCUCACCUUGAGCUUCCCAAAGUGAAAGCAAAUGGGAAAGUGUUCAUUGUAAACAUACAGUUACAGUUGCCUACUUAUCCUGCUGCAAUGUUUCUUGGUGAUAGUGAUGGAGAGGGGAUGAGUCUUGUAAUGUAUUUCAAAGUUUCUGAGAAUUUUGAUGAAGACAUCUCUCCUCUCCUCAAUUCCAGGACAGCAUCAAGAAAAUGGUUGACGAUGAGACAGAAAAGGUUGAAGGAUUCGCAUAGGACUCCACUGUACCUUUUAGAGAAAGACUAA